Molecule: messenger RNA, 482 nt
Organism: Magallana angulata
Lineage: Eukaryota; Metazoa; Mollusca; Bivalvia; Ostreida; Ostreidae
Exons: 3
Coding region: 102-455 (117 amino acids)
Source: RefSeq, a predicted model, not a curated record
GGUAUAUUUAACAGGGAUCUUGCUCCUUAAAAAAGGGCUCAAUUCAAGGACUAGUAAAUCAUUCCAAUAAUAAAGAAAACAGACAUAUCCAUGUGAGGGUGAUGCAUGUAGUGUCACAGAAAAACUCGAUUAGAGCUGAGAAGAGUAUCACAAAAUCUACAGAGGCUAGUAUAUUAUCAAGAAUAGUUACUAAAGAUCACAGUGUGUCAACAAUAGACCUAGUGAAGAGCUUUCUUGGUGAUUGUGAACUUGUGCAGCAGUUAAUGGUAUUCAAAACUCUUCACUUGAAUCAUCCUUCACACAAGAGCUUUAAAAAUAGUUAUGAAGCAGCUCUGGCAAAGGUGCAAACAGCCAUCAGUAAGCUUCAACGAGAAGCAAAAGGUGACCCCCAAAUGCAGGAGAAAAGAAAACUUGCUGAGAAAUUGAUGGUUUAUUGGAAAAUCUAUUAUUUUUAAGUUAAUCAUGACUUAAUAAAACAAGAU